UACCGAACCCACCCCCACUCCCAUCAAAUUCUCCCUGAGAUCGGUGUAUCGGAUGAUUGACUUGACACUAGAGUCCGACGAAGACAAGGACGUCAUUGGCAGCAUGCAUGAAAAGUCCAACCCGGACCUCAAGGGCAAGAAGAAAGAGGUAGUACUCAAGAAGAAGUCUGAAAAGGAAAUCAAGCGCGCAGCCCAGCUGGACCACAUAGCCGUCAUGUUCACCCCCGCCCAGGCCAUUGCCGCGCUCGCAAACCCAAAGCCCCUUGAUAUCACGUACGAUAUGAAGACUGGGGAGCGCUUCACGUUUCCCGUUAAGAGGUCGUACCAUUUGGGUGCUAUGGGUCGCUAUAUGCCCCCUGCUGCUGACGACAAGGCGUCUGGUCACGAAAAGAAGGAGUCUACCAAGGGCAAGGGCAAGGCUCGUGCUGAGGGUGGGGGGAUCUACUCAGGAUAAUGCAUAUGAUGCCGGCAAGUAGCUUAUCCUACUCAAACUGCUAUAAAAAAAGCAGAUGAGAGGAAAGGGAGGGAUUCUGGGGCAUCCGACAGGUUUUCAUGUAACUUUGUCAUGACGAAUCAAACGAUGAACUUUUCUGGUAUGACAGGUUUAUGGAUUCGUGCUGUCGAGCUGUUCAUGGGGAACUUUCGAUAAUUCAAAAUUCACUUCAAAUAAU
Bipolaris maydis ATCC 48331 is the source of this 671-nucleotide messenger RNA. RefSeq lists its product as uncharacterized. The record is from RefSeq and is a predicted model, not a curated record. NCBI's taxonomy places the organism in Eukaryota, Fungi, Ascomycota, Dothideomycetes, Pleosporales, Pleosporaceae.